AUGCAACUUCUCGGAUUAGCUGCUGUCUCCGCUACCGCCAUGCUUUCCAUGGUGCAGUACGCCCCAGCACCGUUCCUCCUCCUUACCGAAGCCGCCGUCGAGACCGCAGGAGCCGUUGCAGCCGCCGAUGGCUCACUUGGUGGCGCUGUCCUCGGCGGUGCGGCUUCUGCUAGUGUCGCUCAUGGAAUCUCAUCGAGCACUCGCCGUUCCCCCAUUGAUCUGCCUGCCGGAGUCUCACAGCAUUCCUGGGACCUGUGCAAGGGUGAGCUCGAUGGUGCUCAUGUCAAGUUCUCGGGAACCACCAACUUGCGCCUGGAUGGCCUUCCCGCCGCUUGCAUGGACCUCGCUACUGUGCUUACUGGUGACCCUACCCAGGAUGGCGGUCCUGUCCCCACCCCCAUGGGAUCCGCCGCUAUCCAGUACAGCGAUUUGACCGACGACGAAUGGCACCAGGUAUACAAUGCGCUCAAGGAGCAUGGCUACACUUCUACCUCUUAG
Molecule: messenger RNA, 498 nt
Organism: Penicillium longicatenatum
Lineage: Eukaryota; Fungi; Ascomycota; Eurotiomycetes; Eurotiales; Aspergillaceae
Exons: 2
Coding region: 1-498 (165 amino acids)
Source: RefSeq, a predicted model, not a curated record